AAGGCUACAGUACCUUUGGUAUAUUUUGCUAAUCGAAUUACGGUCACCCUGAAAUAUUUGUACACAAUAAAAACCGGCUCGUUUUUUCGCUGAAAAAGAAUAGACCAUUUGACAUUCUGCAAAAUGAUCACCGACGUGCAAUUGGCCAUUUUCUCCAACGUCCUGGGCGUAUUUCUAUUCCUGCUGGUAGUUGCCUAUCAUUACAUCAAUGCCAAUACCGGAAAGCCCAGCGCCAAGGCAAAAUGAUCUUCGAUGUUUCCGCUAACGGACUAACUUGUAGUUGUACCAGGAUAAUGAUAAUGCUGCUUCAUUCGCAAAAUAAAUAGUUGUAUAAAUCUAA
Messenger RNA from Drosophila takahashii, 340 nucleotides. Its product is annotated as dolichyl-diphosphooligosaccharide--protein glycosyltransferase subunit 4. The record is from RefSeq and is a predicted model, not a curated record. NCBI's taxonomy places the organism in Eukaryota, Metazoa, Arthropoda, Insecta, Diptera, Drosophilidae. Gene Ontology annotation, cellular component: oligosaccharyltransferase complex.